UUCUCACAACUUCGGUCCCAGCAACAUGAAAUUCUUCGCCAUCCUUUCUCUUGCCCUUUUGGCUGUGGCCUCCGCCGAUGUCAGCCACUUGACCAACACCUACCUGCCACCUCACUCUGGAGCUGCCUCCUCCAGCUACGAGUCCUACGAGGCUGCCCCCGUUGAGGCUGCCGCUUCUCAGACCUACGAAGCACCCGCCGCAUCCACCUACGAGAGCGAGUCCUACUCCGCCCCUGCUGCUUCCUACAACAGCGAGUCCUAUGCCGCUCCUGCUGCUGCCGCCGUUGAGACUGCCUCUUACGCCGCUGAGACCGCCGCCGAGGAGACCUACGAGCAGCCCUCUGCCAGCUAUGUUGCCCCAGUGGUGACCAAGACCACCUACUCCGCCCCAGCUGUCUCCUCUUACUCCGCUCCCGCUGUUGUGAAGACCUACUCCGCCCCAGCUGUGUCCACCUACUCCGCACCAGCUGUGUCCGGCUACAGCAACACCUACACCGCUCCCGUCGUGACCAAGGCCUACACCGCCCCAGCUGUUGUGAAGACCUACUCCGCUCCUGCUGUGUCCAGCUACACCCAGGCCUACACCGCCCCUGCCGUGGUCAAGACCUACUCUGCCCCAGCUGUCUCCACCUACACCGCUCCCGUGGUUAAGGCUUACACCGCCCCCGUGGUGGCCAAGACCUAUGUUGCUCCUGCUGUGUCUACCUACACCGCUCCCGCCGUUGUGGCCAAGACCUACACCGCUCCCGUGGUUAAGGCUUACACCGCCCCCGUGGUGGCCAAGACCUAUGUUGCUCCAGCUGUCUCCACCUACACCGCUCCAGUGGUUAAGACUUACACCGCUCCCGUGGUUGCUAAGACCUACACCGCUCCCGCUGUGGUGAAGACCUACUCCGCCCCAGCUGUGUCCACCUACACCGCCCCCGUGGUGGCCAAGACCUAUGUUGCUCCCGCUGUGUCCAGCUACUCUGCACCCGCUGUGGUCAGCAGCUACUCCGGAUCCUCUGGCACCGUGUACGGCUCCAACGGUGGAUACGUCUACUAAAGACUGCAUCCCAAAACGAAACUAAUCAUAUGACGAAACCUUUUUUUUUCUUAUAAUAAAUCGAAUCUAAUGUGCUAAA
Molecule: messenger RNA, 1124 nt
Organism: Drosophila eugracilis
Lineage: Eukaryota; Metazoa; Arthropoda; Insecta; Diptera; Drosophilidae
Product: cuticle protein
Exons: 2
Coding region: 26-1045 (339 amino acids)
Biological process (GO): positive regulation of transcription by RNA polymerase II
Cellular component (GO): RNA polymerase II transcription regulator complex
Molecular function (GO): transcription coactivator activity
Source: RefSeq, a predicted model, not a curated record